Pangasianodon hypophthalmus (striped catfish) is the source of this 1332-nucleotide messenger RNA. RefSeq names its product golgi SNAP receptor complex member 1 (gene gosr1). Gene Ontology annotation, biological process: endoplasmic reticulum to Golgi vesicle-mediated transport; vesicle fusion. Lineage: Eukaryota; Metazoa; Chordata; Actinopteri; Siluriformes; Pangasiidae. The record is from RefSeq and is a predicted model, not a curated record. Gene Ontology annotation, cellular component: Golgi medial cisterna; cis-Golgi network; Golgi membrane. Gene Ontology annotation, molecular function: SNAP receptor activity.
UGCCACACUGUGUAGUAUGGUAGUGUAGUGUGGUCUGGGACCCAGCGUCAGGCUUUUCCACGCCUCUGCCAGCGCGACGCGGAUGACGUUGGAUAACAAAGAUGGCGACGGCAAACAGCAACUACUGGGAAGAUUUGCGGAAACAAGCCAGGCAGUUGGAGAAUGAGCUCGACCUGAAGCUGGUGUCCUUCAGUAAACUGUGCACCAGCUACAGCAGCUCUCGCGAUGGCCGGAGAGGAGACAGUUCAGACACAACACCGCUUCUUAACAACUCCACCCAAGACAGAAUGUUUGAGACCAUGUCAGUCGAGAUUGAGCAGCUUCUUGCAAAGCUUACAGGAAUAAACGAUAAGAUGGCAGAGUACACUAGCACACCGGGUGUGACCUCUCUUAAUGCUGCACUAAUGCACACACUGCAGAGGCACAGAGACAUCCUGCAGGACUACACACACGAGUUUCACAAAACCAAAUCCAAUUUCUUAGCUGUCAGAGAACGAGAGGAUCUUCUUGGAUCUGUCAGGAAAGACAUUGAGACGUACAAGAGUGGCUCAGGGGUGAACAACAGACGGACAGAACUUUUCCUUAAGGAGCAUGAGCACCUUAGAAACUCGGAUCGACUUAUUGAAGACACAAUAAGUAUUGCCAUGGCAACCAAGGAAAACAUGACCUCCCAGCGAGGCAUGUUAAAAUCUAUACAGAGCAGGGUCAACACUCUGGCCAAUCGAUUUCCUGCCAUCAAUAGCCUCAUCCAGCGAAUCAACUUAAGGAAGAGACGGGACUCGUUAAUUCUGGGUGGAGUUAUUGGCGUCUGCACCAUCCUUCUGUUGCUUUAUGCAUUUCACUGAUUGACAGAGGAUCUGAUGGCAUUUUGGGCUAUUCUGCGAGCAGUGGCAGGGCUUGGAGAAGAAGCUCAGUAAAUGGGACCCUGGAGGCUGCUCAGCAGACUCCCACUUGGCCUAAUCAAAUAACAGGAUUGAUUGUGGCCAGCAUGGACUACCUUACUUGUAUCUAGCACUGGGUUGGAUGUGGCUCUUACAGCAUUUUUGUUUUCUUUAAUACAAACAUGCUCUUCUGAUGGCAAUGAAAUGGAGACCAAAUAAUAAAUGAGACCAGAACAUUUUUGGUUUUAAAGAGCAGCCUGUAAUACUAAUACUGGCUUAAAAAAAGUCUCUCUGUGACACAGCAUCAUGAAAUUGUGUUGUCACUGUUGAUUACUGGGGUAAAGAGGAUUUUAAUGUGGUGAUCCUUUUAGUGAAGGGGAUGUUCAUCAUGUUAUGUACCAUGUGAUUUAAUAAAUUAUUCAUAUACAUGAUAUUAAAAAGUGAAACAGUG